This is a messenger RNA of Saimiri boliviensis boliviensis (Bolivian squirrel monkey), 1586 nucleotides long. RefSeq names its product claudin 3 (gene CLDN3). Gene Ontology annotation, cellular component: membrane; bicellular tight junction. Gene Ontology annotation, molecular function: structural molecule activity. Lineage: Eukaryota; Metazoa; Chordata; Mammalia; Primates; Cebidae. The record is from RefSeq and is a predicted model, not a curated record.
AUUUGCACCUCGAGCCCCUGACGCACCCUGUCCUCCGUUUCGCCCCGGAGAAUCCGUUCCCGAGCAGAGGGGGACAAGAAGCGAGGGGCGGGGGAGGGGGCAGGCCCCGCCCUUCCCUGGCAACCCCUCACCCCGGCGUCGUGGGCCGCGCGGGGCCAAGUCCUUCCUCCCAGGGCGCUCGGUGAAGGUGGGAGGCGGGGGCCACGUCACUGUCCCCAGGCCCUGGAGAGCGCGGCUCCGCCCCUCCCGCCCCCGCCGGAGCGCUGGGCACUUAACUAAGACGCACCGGCCCCAGCCCAGGACCAGCCCAGUCGCCGCCGCCCGCCCACAGAUCCGCAGGCAGGUGCAGGCGCAGCUGCGGCGCGAGCGUGUGGAGCAGAGCCGUUAGCGCGCGCCGUCGGUGAGUCCGUCCCUCCGUCCGCCCGUCCGUCCGUGCGUCGCUCGGGGCGCCGCAGCUCCCGCCCAGGCCCAGCGGCCCGGGCCCCUCGUCUCCCCGCACCCGGAGCCACCCGGUGGAGCGGGCUUUGCCGCGGCAGCCAUGUCCAUGGGCCUGGAGAUCACGGGCACCGCGCUGGCCGUGCUGGGCUGGCUGGGUACCAUCGUGUGCUGCGCGCUGCCCAUGUGGCGCGUGACGGCCUUCAUCGGCAGCAACAUCAUCACGUCGCAGACCAUCUGGGAGGGCCUGUGGAUGAACUGCGUGGUGCAGAGCACCGGCCAGAUGCAGUGCAAGGUGUACGACUCGCUGCUGGCGCUGCCGCAGGACCUGCAGGCGGCCCGCGCCCUCAUCGUGGUGGCCAUCCUGCUGGCCGCCUUCGGGCUGCUCGUGGCGCUGGUGGGCGCCCAGUGCACCAACUGCGUGCAGGACGACACGGCCAAGGCCAAGAUCACCAUCGUGGCGGGCGUGCUGUUCCUGCUGGCUGCCCUGCUCACCCUCGUGCCGGUGUCCUGGUCGGCCAACACCAUUAUCCGGGACUUCUACAACCCCCUGGUGCCCGAGGCGCAGAAGCGCGAGAUGGGCGCGGGCCUGUACGUGGGCUGGGCGGCCGCGGCGCUGCAGCUGCUGGGGGGCGCGCUGCUCUGCUGCUCGUGCCCCCCGCGCGAAAAGAAAUACACGCCCACCAAGGUCGUCUACUCCGGGCCACGCUCCUCCGGCCCAGGACCCAGCAUGGGUACAGCCUACGACCGCAAGGACUACGUCUAAGGGACACACGCAAGGAGACCUCCACCACCUCCACCGCGAACUGGACCGCGCGUCAGGCUGUCCAGCGCGCAGCUUUGCCUCGGAGGCCGGCCCACCCCCAGAUGCCAGGAAGCCCCCGCGCUGGACUGGGAGGGGCCGGCUCCAGGCCCCCCUACGCCGAAGCCAUCCCUUUGCAGGCCGGCGAGUCGACUUCGGGGCCCAGGGACCAAGCCCCAUGAACUGUGAAACCUCACCCCUCUGGAGCACGGGGCUGGGGUGCCCGCCGAUACCCGUCCGCCCCGUCAAGCCCCAUCGGCCGCUGCCCUCAAUGCUCGCGCUGGGCAGGGACCGGCAGCUACGAAAGGGGGCACUUGAUGUUUUUCAAUAAAAGCCUUUUCGUUUUGCA